UCAACAUUCUCAGGGUGAAUUCCAUGUCAAAAGAAUUCUCAGUUGAACUUCGAAAACUAUCUGUUCCUCAGAUUGAUAGUUUUAGUCCUUCAGACGUAAAAUUGCAACGACCCGAAUUUGUUGCAUGCGAGGCUCAAACCAAUGAAGAAUAUUGGACGGCAGCAUGGCUAAGAGCAGAGUCUCAUUGGGAGGGCCAAGAACAUGAUCGAUACGUUGAAAACUACAAACGGAAGUUCGCACAACAGGAGUUUCACGAGAUGAAAACGAGAUACAGUUCACAAGUCGGAGAGAAUUGCAAAUGCAUUGUGAUGGUAAAGAAUGAGGGCAUAAAUGCGAAGGGUGCCGAAUCGAAGAGUGUCGUUGGAACCUUGGACUUGAGCAUUCGAUAUUUGUCUCACGGAGAGAACUUUCCAGGGGAACGAGUUAUACCCCCUCUUUUCUGCCUUGUCGAUAGACAAACCACAAGCAGAUACGGCUAUAUAUCAAACUUAUGCGUUGCUAAAUCAACUCGUCGACAGGGUAUUGCAAGCAGCAUGCUCAAAUUCGCCGUUACAUCUGCCAAGGAACUUGGUGCGGAGAAGGUGUUUGCCCAUGUUUACACAAAUAACAAAUCAGCUCAGAGCCUAUAUCAGAAGAUGGGGUUUGAGGUUGUGGAUGCAGCAACUUCUCGACUCUCCGCCGAUCGAAUGUACUUGCUGUGCCUUGAUUUGAAGCUUCAUACUUGUUUUGAUAUUUAUUCAUUCUCUAUUUAAUUGUAAUUUCAAAUCACAUAAGUAUAACUAACUUUUUUUUUUUUUAAUUUAAUUUAUUUAUAGAAAUAAGUAUAUAACUAACUCAAUAUUGCAAAGAAUAAAUACUUGGAGAUGAAUAGUAAAGAAUGUAAUUAUAUAAAUAAUAUUAUAAUAAAUAGUGAAGAAUAUAAAUCACAAAUUAUUUCACCCCCAGUCCAAAAAAAAAAAAAAAACAGUUGCCCGAUGGCAGUGAUGCUCGAUGAGUCGAUAGCCCUCGUGGAUGGUGCCGCUGCCGGUCAAACUGCUUUGACCACCGCUGCAAUAUUCGGCGGCAGCGUAGCAGCAGCCAUUAUUCUGGUUAACGGAGUGCCCAAUUUACCCUACAUUCCCAACAAAUUUGGUAAUUUUCCGGUACGAAUUGCGGCUCAAUAUGCACAGAGAGACAUGCUUUAAGUAACUGAUUUCGAUCACCAAGGACGACGAUCAGUGGCAGAACCCUUACGCUGGCUUCGCCGGAACCAAACUUGUCGUUGUUUGCCAUUGAUUCCGAAUUCUCCGGUCAGCAGCUAGAUAGAUUGAUUUGUGCAUUUGCCAAUUAAGAUGACAAAUAUUGAUUAAUGAUGUGUUAAUUCUGAUCGCAUAUUUUGCACUGGAGUUGGUGGAGAAGUACCCUGAUUUCGUUUAGUAGACAACACCAAGGUUAAGAUGUUGCUGAAGUUACAAGCUCGAGAACUCGUUAAACGUCUGUGCAAGGAAAUCGAGCCAUGGAGUAACUAUACGGCAGCUUACGCCAUCAAUUCUGAUGCCAUCAUGACAUCAGCACAAUUAGGGAUCCCGACAUUGUUGAAGAGAUUGCCGAGGCUUUCUCAGUUGCUGUUUAUUGUUACAAUCAAGAUGUGAUGCUUCGCAGAAACAGCAACACGAAGACUUUGAAAUAAAAAUACUGACAUAAAGUCCAAGUCAAUGUCAGAACAAGUGCUUCUAAUUAAAUCAUAAAAGCUUUGAAGUACUAUAAUUUAUACAGCUGAAAUGUAUGUAGAGAGCUUCAUUCAGAAUUCAUCAAGAGGAUCACUUUAACUGGCAAAAAUGAUGGCGUUGCCUUCCUCACGAUUCGUGAAUAGCAACAUCAGUAAUUUCGACUAUAUCAUUAAUGUUGAAGAUAGUCACCAAAGCUGGUCCUUACCCCUGUACAAAGCCCUAAACCAGGGUAACUGGGAGAUUGUAGAGAUGAUCAUGAGACAACAGCCUGCGGCAAUCACGGCAAGGCUGACGCCGUUCGCCGAGACACCGCUCCUGGUGGCGGUCAAGGCCGGGCAGGGGCUGCCCUUUAUAAAGAAACUGUUGAAUUUUAUGCCGCCAGAGGCUCUGGCCCUCACCGACUACUUCGGCAGCUCCGCCCUCCACGCGGUGGCUGUGCUGGGAAACACCCAGGCCGCUAGGCUGUUUGUCGAGAAAAACGGUGAUCUGCCGAAUUUUUGGAAUGUGGACGGAUGUUUGCCGAUCCACUUGGCUGCAAUGCGCGGACACAGAGAAAUGACGUUGUACCUCUUCUCUGUUGCAAGAGAAAAUGGUAAUUCGGACCCUUUUAAGGAUGCUGCUGGUGCCACACUUAUGCGCUUUGCUGUAGCUGCUGGAUUUUAUGAUUUAGCACUGUAUCUGGUUGAGCACAACCCAGAAUUGGCAUGGCAGCAUGAGAUUAUAACUUCAUUAGAACUGCUAGCUGAAGAGCCUUCUGCUUUCGCAAGUGGAAUGGACUUUAAUAUUUGGCAGUUUUUGAUCUAUUCGUGUGUUCCUAAGAAGCUGAUUGAGAUGCCAGAGAGCUUAGUCGGCACUAAGAAAUCACCAAUUUAUUCUUCUUCCUUCAAUAUGCGAAGACGUUGUUGCAGGAAUCUGUUUUCAAGAGGAAAGUUACCUAUAUCUCUAAUAUAUGCUUUUUGUUUUGUAUUAUUAUAUUAUUAUUUGCUUUAGCUUAUUCUCAGCUUAUUUUUGCAGCUUCUCAAGAAUUACAUAUGAUACUUUGGAAGGUUCUCGAGACAUUAGUGAUACCUCUAAAACGUGUACGUCACAAAAAAGCUAUGCAUCGUCAUGCACACCAACUAGUGAAGAGAUUGUGCUCGGAAAUCAAGUGUUUGGAUAAUGCAAAAGCUUCGUCCAUACUUACAGGGCCGUUCCUUAUUGGGGCACAAAACGGGAUCCACGAGAUUGUCAGAGAAAUACUGGAAUCUUUUCCUCAUGCAAUAACCUUUUUAGACGAAGAGAACCACUCUGUAUUCCAUCUUGCAGCAAUGUAUCGACACGAGAAGAUAUUCAAGAUUGUUCAUCAGCAAAGUGGACAGUAUAAGAUGUCUCUGUCAGUGUUGCUGGAUAAUAGGGGGAAUAAUAUACUGCAUUUGGUGGCAUGUGGGCCCCAUCAAGACCGGCUCGAUUUUAGCUCUAGAGCUGUUCUUCGGAUGCAGCGUGAACUACAGUGGUACAAGGAAAUCGAGACAUUUGUGCUGCCACAUGAAAGGAAGUCGAAGAACGCAGACGGCAAAACCCCACUAACAAUCUUCAACGAAGAGCACCGUGAAUUGGCUGCGUAUGAGACCCAGUGGAUGAUAGGCAUGUCCACGUCAUGCACAGUCGCAGCCUCACUCAUCGCCACCGUGGCAUUUGCUGCUGCAAUCACAGUACCUGGCGGGACCACCUCCGACGGCUCCCCAACAUUCUCCACAGAAAACGCCUUUGUGGCCUUUGCCGUUUCUGACGCGCUCGCCCUUCUCUCGUCCCUCACAACUGUCCUGUCGUUCUUAUCCAUUUUCACUUCACGUUACACGGUCAAUGAUUUCCUCUAUGCAUUGCCGAAUCGGUUGAUAAUUGGUCUGAUCUCACUCUUUAUGUCGGUGACAUCCUUAAUGCUUGCGUUUAGUUCGACUAUGUACCUUGUGGCUGCUCAAAAGAAUGGCCUUAUCCUCAUACCCAUAAUAGCGUUGGCUUGUGUACCCGUGACCCUUUUUGCAUGCCUGCAGCUUCCGCCGCUUCUUAAUAUGAUCAAAUCCACGUACGGUCCUAGCAUUUUCGAUUAAUUAGUUGCUGCGUUUAUAUUUUUUUUUUCUUUUCGUGUAUGUAGGGUGUUUACGCAAGACCGUCCGUCUCGAUGGGUGGAAAUUAUAUUGUACGGAAUGCUGAACCUGAUACUCCACAGUUCAGUUUGGUUAUUACAAUGGGUGGAAAUUGGAACAGAAUUUUCGAAGAUAUUUCCGAUUUUGGAACAAGUUUAUUUUUA
Messenger RNA from Erythranthe guttata (spotted monkey flower), 3996 nucleotides. Its product is annotated as Acyl-CoA N-acyltransferases (NAT) superfamily protein. Lineage: Eukaryota; Viridiplantae; Streptophyta; Magnoliopsida; Lamiales; Phrymaceae. Gene Ontology annotation, molecular function: acyltransferase activity, transferring groups other than amino-acyl groups. The record is from RefSeq and is a predicted model, not a curated record.